UACUCUACUUAAAUUCUUAGUAUACUAAUACAUCGCUAAAUCAAUUUCGUCAAGGAGCUCUUGUAUCCGUUUCUGCGAGCAGGAGCAGCUUUUUGUUUUGUCGAUGCUUCUGGGAGAGAAAGGGAAAGUGGUUUUCUGAUUUGUUUUAAUCGGCGAGAUGAUGAAUGCGUCCGGGUUAACUCUAGCUCCCCCGAAAUUUCACUUUCGAUGGCGUUCACAUCGUUUCGCUACAUCUCAGAGAAUCUCUCAAGCUUCAUCUGUUCGUCGAGAUGCUGCAGCUUGUCCUCUUCUUCAAAGGGCUUGUUUAGCAAUUUCUACACAAAGAAGCAAUGCUUUGAUCGUCCGUGCCAUGAGUGCUUCCUUUGGUGAUAUGUCAGACGAUUCAUCUGCUGUUUUCCCUCGGAUCAAUGUCAAAGACCCAUACAAACGUCUUGGUAUAAGCCGGAUGGCCUCAGAGGAUGAGAUUCAAGGCGCGAGGAACUUUCUUAUCCAGCAGUACGCUGGUCACAAGCCUAGUGUUGAUGCGAUCGAAUCAGCUCAUGACAAGAUUAUCAUGCAGAAGUUCCAUGAGAGGAAGAACCCGAAGAUCGACAUAAACAAGAAGGUCCGCCAAGUGAGACAGUCCAAAGUUGUGAGCUUUGUUUUCGACAGAUUCAAAACUCCUCCCAAUGCUUUCCUUGUCAAGACGGCAGUCACGUUUGCAGUUCUCGGCGCUCUUACGGUUCUGUUCCCGACAGAAGAAGGACCCACUCUGCAGGUUUUGUUAUCUUUGAUAGCUACGUUUUACUUCAUCCACCAAAGGCUCAAGAAGAAGCUCUGGUCUUUCCUUUACGGGACUGGUUCUUUCAUCUUCUCGUGGCUGAUUGGGACUUUCUUGAUGGUGUCUGUGAUCCCGCCCUUCAUCAAAGGACCAAGAGGUUUCGAGGUCAUGUCUUCGCUCUUAAGCUACGUUUUGCUUUGGGUGGCUUCGAGCUACCUUAGGUAGCAUUCUAGCUCUUCUCUUUAUCCCUUUUUGGGUCGCAAUAGUAUUAUUAUCUCGGGUAUGUAUGUGAAGAACACACAAAAUGAGAAACUGAAUCAUCUUCAUGUGGUCCUCAUGUGGCAUACAGAAAAAGAUUUUUUUUUGGUU
This is a messenger RNA of Brassica napus (rape), 1129 nucleotides long. RefSeq names its product protein CHAPERONE-LIKE PROTEIN OF POR1, chloroplastic. Gene Ontology annotation, cellular component: chloroplast membrane. NCBI's taxonomy places the organism in Eukaryota, Viridiplantae, Streptophyta, Magnoliopsida, Brassicales, Brassicaceae. The transcript has 5 exons. The record is from RefSeq and is a predicted model, not a curated record. The coding region runs from base 158 to 985 and encodes 275 amino acids.